AUGGCGGCAGCUUCUCUAUUUCACAUUCCAAUGCUUUCCCUUUUGAGUUUUUGGCCUUUUCUCUCUCUUUCUGUCAUCAUUUUUGCUCUUUACACAUUCUUGAAGAAAAUUGAUGAAAACUCACAAGAAAAAUCCAUUAAAAUUCCAUCUUUACCUGUAGAUGAUGCUGAGAAUUACGAGAAAAAUAGAACCCAGCAACAGAAACAAGAAAAUGCCUAUGAAUCUGACAAAAAUGAAGAUCCCAAUGACAAAAAGGGGUCGGACCAGGAGGAGAACAAAAGGAAGAAGAAACGGAGGAAAAUUAAGCUGCAGUAUGAUCAACUUGUCAAGUCCCAUGAGUCCAAAAGCUUGACUCUGGCUCAGGUGGGCAAAUUCGUUAAUUGUCUGAUUGAGGCGAGAAAUGAGCUGCAGAACAAAUCCGAGGUUGUCAAGCGGAAGUUCAUAAUAACCAAAGCCAUAUUAUUCAAGGCGGACAGGUCUUCAGUCAACCGCCUGCAUCAACAGAUAUACAAGCUAGAAAUAGAACACAAAAGAUUAGAAGAUGACGCAUUUGUAUAUAACUGGCUCCAACAACAACUUAAGCUCUCUCCCGCAUACGAGAAGAUUCUGGAACUUGGUGCCUGCAUGGAGGAGAUAAAAGCCAAUUCUGUCGACCUUGUGGAAAGUACAGAUGCCAACUUCUCUGAUAUAUCAUUUGAAGAGUUGCUGGCACAGGAAAAGAAGGAUUCGUUUUGGCAGAGAAAAGGGAGAUAUAAACCGUGCUCGGGAUGA
Messenger RNA from Fraxinus pennsylvanica, 771 nucleotides. Lineage: Eukaryota; Viridiplantae; Streptophyta; Magnoliopsida; Lamiales; Oleaceae. The record is from the annotation of a GenBank genome assembly.